Hibiscus syriacus is the source of this 567-nucleotide messenger RNA. RefSeq lists its product as uncharacterized. Lineage: Eukaryota; Viridiplantae; Streptophyta; Magnoliopsida; Malvales; Malvaceae. The coding region runs from base 32 to 511 and encodes 159 amino acids. The transcript has a single exon. The record is from RefSeq and is a predicted model, not a curated record.
ACACUCUUUUUUCGUUCGCUAAAUUUGCAUAAUGAGAAGCAAAGGGCAUAGCCAUAACAAGUUCAUGCGGUUCAUUACAGUCCCUUUGAAAGCGUUGGGCAAAGCCAGGGAUCUAUAUGUUAGAAGUUUCACAAGCUGUGCUUCAAGUGUCAGCUAUGGACAUGCAGCUGAACAAUACUCGGGGUUGCCGAGGAGCUUUAGUUUAAUCUCGGCAACCUCCGAUGACAAGGAUGAUUUUAGAGAGCUUAUUAGAGCUGCAUCUGUUAGGAGCUUGGGUCAUAGGGAUGGACUGGAUAUGCUUUUUCGACAACAACAACAACAGAGGGUGCGGAUGGGAUCGAAAGGGUUGCCGAAGAGCAGCAGCGUUGCGAUGGGAAGAAUUGAUGAAGAAAACCCUUGUGAAUUUGAAGAAAAUGAAGCUGCUGUUGUUGAUAAGAAGCGAGAUUUGUUGUAUCCGAGGAGCAAAAGCUAUGCUGUCACGAAAACAAGUCCUUCUUUUGAUUCCUACUGAUGAUUGUGUUAUGAAGUUGCAUUCAAGGAGAAGAGGACCCUUUAUUUUUUCUCUUG